This is a messenger RNA of Scaptodrosophila lebanonensis, 5932 nucleotides long. RefSeq lists its product as uncharacterized. Gene Ontology annotation, molecular function: nucleic acid binding; zinc ion binding. Lineage: Eukaryota; Metazoa; Arthropoda; Insecta; Diptera; Drosophilidae. The coding region runs from base 725 to 5932 and encodes 1735 amino acids. Gene Ontology annotation, biological process: DNA integration. The record is from RefSeq and is a predicted model, not a curated record. The transcript has 2 exons.
GCUUACCCUUUGUAAAGAUCGAAAUACCAAUUUAUACUAAUGUUAUCGAUUAAGUCAUAUGAAAUAUUUUGUUAUUGUAUUGUAAUCGAAUUAUGGUCACACAGUGUCAUGAAGAAGCUGGUCGUCGACAAAACACGAAAUUGAAACUCGCGGAAACUCUCCGAAACCUACUGAAAUUUAUCUGAAUUUAAUUUAAAACGUCAAGUGUCUUUUCAUUAAAUUUUAGGGCCCAGCGUUCAUACUGGUCCUUACAUCUUUCAAUUUCGUUUGUUGUUGAGCGUGUUUUCAAUUUAAAGUCGACGAUCAGUGGAAUAUAUAGUGUGGAAUCGAAGUGUUAUGCAGAUGUCAACUGGUAUACACGAGCCAAGAUUCACACGAAAAUUUACGUACAUAUCGCCAAAUGUACAGUGACCCUGAAAUCUAGUCGAGACGCCGAGUUAAGUGACGCCGGUAACGGUAAAAUCGUACGGUAUCUGCCACAUACCUAAAAUAUGUGCAUGUAUGCAUGUAUGUAGAAAAAUACCGAGUGAUAUGUGUGAGUGACAAAUACAUAAAGACAAAGUUGUUAGACUUAAAUUCUGAGGUACCGAACUAGAUCACUAAUAGUGAAUACACUGAGCGAACCAAAAAAGGCUGUGAGUUGGAGCAUAGCGCGCCUAAGGCAAAUAAAAUUCUCCAGGGUUGCCGGUGUGUAAUAUUAGUGAACUGUGACUUUGUAGUACUGAUGAACCGAUAUAAUUUGCGAAAUAAGCCAAACAAAAUGAGUUCAAGUGAAGACGAUAUUUUAGACGCUACAAUGCGUGACAACUCUAAUGUGAAAGAAGACAAUGAAAAGCCUUCAACAAGUAAGGCAGUGGUCCAAAAGAGAGACGAAAUAAGUGACGAUCUUGCAGCUGUUAUAGUUAGCCUGAAGGAGCUAACUACGAUGGUAAAACAAGGUCAACAAGACAUUGUGAACAUGAACCACCGAUUCACAGAGAACCGUUUAGAAGAUAAACAAAAGAACUUGACACCGCUAAGUAUCAACCAAUUUAAUCCAGAAUGUGUAAAUGUUGGGAGUAAUAAUGCUAAUCCUAAUCUUUCAGUCUCCCAUACAGUGACAAACACAACAGCGAUGCCUGCAGUAUCUACAGUCAAAAUAUAUGAUUUACCGAUGUUUUCUGGUUCCGCUGAACAAUGGCCGUUGUUCAUAGCCAACUUUAACGACACAACAGAGGAAUUCAAUUACACCAAUCGACAAAAUUUGAUCCGACUUCAGAAAUGCCUUACCGGCGAAGCAAAAGAAACAGUAGCAGCCAUGCUAAUAUAUCCCGACGAUGUGCCAACUGUCAUUGAAGAGCUUAAAUUUCGAUUUGGACGCCCGGAAAUACUUGUUAGAUCCCAGAUCGCCAUGAUAAGGGAGUUCCCAAAAAUCUCCAUUAAUAAAUUGGAUCAAGUAAUAGUCUUGUCUACAAAGGUACGUGGGGUCGUUGCCUUUUUGUCAUCUGCCAAUUGUACUAAGCACUUGGAAAAUCCAAUACUACUGGACGAGCUGAUCAGCAAGCUCCCAAUGGAUGCUCAAAUAGAUUGGAUACGACAUGCGGAUUCGUUGUCUGUAAAUCCUUCAGUUGCGGAGUUUUCAACAUGGUUAAGCAGCUUUGCUAGAAUUAUAAGCCGAUUGCCCAUAGCAGAGAAUGCCAUUAAACAGAAAAACGUGAAGACUAUCCUUCACACCAAUUACAUCGAAAAGAAGUGUUUGUUAUGCAACGAAAAUCACACAUUAAGUGAUUGUAAAUCAUGGUGUGAUGACACCGAUAUCACCGCCCGAUGGGACAUAGCCAAAGCAAACCAUUUGUGUUUCUCAUGUCUGUCAAAAGGACACAGUAUGAGAGACUGUGAUUCAAAGAUGAAAUGCGAUAUUGGAGGAUGUACACGCGUACAUCACAAGACACUACAUAGUGCUUUGGUAAAAAGCCAGCCAACUUUUAACAAGACGUCAAGUCCAGUCACAGAGAAAACAACACCAAUGUUCACUUGCAGUACUACAUCAGGAUUGCUUAGCCAAUAUUUCAAAAUUAUUCCUGUAGUACUUUAUGGCCCAAAUGGCAGGUACGAAACAUUUGCAAUGUUUGAUGAGGGUAGCGCUGUUACAUUAUUGGAAGAAAAUAUGGCAAAAACUUUAGGUUUGACUGGUCAACGUCAAGCUUUAAAUCUGCAGUGGUACGAUCAAAAUAUAAUCACAGAAAUGUCUGUAAAAACUAGUUUUGAGAUUGCUGAUAGUAAGGACAAAGUAAGAUACACAAUAAAGGGAGCACAGACAGUGCAUAAGUUGAACCUGCCGCGACAAUCGUUCCAAAGACAUCAAUAUAAACACUUGAGAAAUUUGCCAAUAGUUGAUUACAAAGAUGCUAAGCCAAGCCUGCUUAUUGGGCUAGAUAACGCACAUUUGGGAUUGUCACGAACAUGUAUUGUUAAUGGUGCGACACAGCCAAUAGGACUUUACACAAAACUUGGGUGGUUGGCUUAUGGGCCGACCAAUCAUAAGACAGACACGUCAUUUGUUAUGCACAUUAAAACAGACAGCCUUCACGAAUUGGUUAAACAGUACUUUUCAACCGAACAUUUUGGAACUAACGAUUUGCAAUUGCUGGAAUCUAAAGAUAAUAUUCGCGCUCGAGAAAUUUUAUGCGACACCACUAUUCAAGUUGACAACCGAUUUCAGAUAGGAUUACUCUGGAAAGAGAACGUACAGUUGCCAAACAGCUAUAAGAUGGCAGAAAGACGACUUUUGGGAAUUGAGAAGAAAAUGCAACGUGAUGAAAUUUAUGCUGAAAAAUACAGAAAUGAAAUGAACAAAUAUUUGGAGAAAGGAUAUGCUCGAAAAUUAAUGCCAGAAGAAAUAGAGAACGAGUCAAAAAGAGUAUGGUACUUGCCGCACUUUUCAGUACAAACCGUGCACAAACCAGAAAAGUUGCGGAUAGUUUUCGACGCCGCUGCAACAGUGGAUGGAGUAUCUUUAAAUACUUCAUUGCUAAAAGGUCCAGAAGUAACUAAUCCACUCAUUGCUAUUCUGUUACAGUUCAGGAAUGGUGCCAUUGGAGUGGCAGCCGACAUUAAAGAGAUGUUCUCACAAAUUCGAAUCCAACCUGAAGAUCAACAAGCACAACGGUUCCUUUGGCGCGACGGACUUACAUCGCAGCCAAUACAACAUUACGCCAUGACGUCAUUAAUUUUUGGAGCAGUCUGCUCACCCUACUGUGCUGAAUACAUAAAAAACAAGAACGCCGAAAUCUACCAAGAACAGAAGCCAGAAGCUGUAGCAGCUAUAUUGGAACGACACUACGUGGAUGAUUUAGUCAUUAGUUUUGACCAAGAGGAAGCAGCCAUAAGAAUUUGCCAUGACAUUGUCGAAGUCCAUCGCCGUGGCGGGUUUGAACUGCGUAAUUUUAUUUCCAAUUCAACACUGCUACAAGAGGUUCUGAAUAAAACACCGAUUGAGACAAGUGUGGUUAACGUUGAAGGGAAAGGUGCUGACGACAAAAUACUUGGAAUGUACUGGAACACGACAACUGACAGUUUUGAGUUUAAAACUAAGUUUCAUCGAAUCGCAGCUGAAGUAAUGCAAGGAAGACGCAUUCCUACCAAAAGAGAGCUGCUGGGUAUUGUAAUGGCAGUCUAUGAUCCGUUUGGCCUAAUAGCGGAUUUCUGCAUAUUCGCCAAAAUCCUCACACAAAAAACUUGGAGUCGUCGCAUUCAAUGGGAUGAGGUAUUACCGGGUGAAUUGCAGGACGAAUGGGGUCAUUGGUGGACAGCACUGCAGAACAUGCAAGAGUUUCGAAAACCACGUUGUUAUUCACCGAAUUUGAGCCGUAGUAACUACAUAGAGUUACACAUAUUUGUAGACGCCAGUCAAAGCGCCUUUGCCGCCGCCGCGUACCUACGCAUUGUCUAUGGAAGCCAAACUGAUGUUGCCUUUGUCAUUGGGAAAACUCGCCUUGCACCAACAAAACUUCUGUCAAUUCCUCGUUUGGAAUUGCAAGCCGCAGUCCUGGGAGUGCGCCUAAAUAAGCUGGUGGUCAAGCAUCAGCAAUUCAAAUUGCAUAAGACAGUUUUUUGGAGUGACUCAAAAACGGUUUUGCAAUGGCUGCAUUCAAAGGAUCGAAAGUUUAAGCCAUAUGUGGCUCACAGAGUAACCGAAAUUUUAUCCAUCUCCCACGCUGAUCAAUGGAGAUGGGUGCCGUCUGCCGAAAAUCCAGCGGACACUGCCACGCGUCAAGUUGCAGUGCCGAAAAUUAAUCACAAUAGUAUGUGGCUAACUGGACCUGAAUUCUUAAAGAAGUCUUCAAACCAAUGGCCAAAAACAAUUAGUGAACCGCAGAGUGGAAUACUUGAGGAAGAAAUCGAGACCAAAACCGUUUUAAGCUGUCAAGUAAGCGAGCCCAUUGUAAAAUUUAUUAAAUUUUCUUCUCUAUCAAGGUUAAUAAGAGUCUUUGCCUGGGUUUUGCGUGCAAAACACAACCUGGUCUACCGCACCUCCAUGAAGAAGAGUGAGAGGAUCCCGCCAUUAUCAUCAACAGAGUUGGUAGAUGCUGAAAAUAUGUUAUGCAAAAUUGUACAACAGGAAGUCUACUCUGAUGAAGUUUCCACUUUACGCCAGAAACAACUGCUGCCAAAGACAAGCAGUAUAUACAGAUUGUCACCGUACUUGGAAGAGGAUAGCCUGUUACGCCUGUCUGGACGAAUUGAUGAAGCUUACUAUCUACCAUUUGGUGCACGACGACCCAUAAUACUGCCAAGAAGUCAUUUGUUUUCAUCUUUAAUCAUGCAACACUUUCAUAACAAGUACCAUCAUCAGAACAUUGCUGUCAUAAUUAACGAAUGCCGCCAAAAAUAUUGGAUACCGGAUGCUCGAGGUCUACUUAAACGAGUUCAGAAGACAUGCAAUAGAUGCAUUAUUGAUCGAAGUCAACCACGUCAACCACUUAUGGGUCAACACCCAAUUGACCGAUUAACACCUUAUGUACGCCCAUUUUCAUACUGUGGUGUAGACCUGUUUGGGCCCAUAAAUGUCACAAUUGGACGUCGAUGCGAAAAACGCUGGGUAACUAUAUUUACAUGUCUCACUAUACGUGCCACCCAUUUGGAAAUGGUUGAAAACCUUUCGACGGACGCCUUUAUUAUUAGUUUACGGAACUUUAUUAAUCGUCGUGGAGUACCAGUAGUCUUCAGAAGUGAUAAUGGUACCAAUUUUGUUGGCGCGCAAAAGGAAUUGACUGCAACUGAUCGAUUGCUGAAUAUUGAGACACUAAUAGAUGAGACCUCUGCUAAAAGAAUUAAAUGGAUAUUCAAUUCGCCUGCAAACCCGAGUGCUGGUGGCUGCUGGGAACGACUAAUACGUAUAGUGAAACGACUGCUUGGAAAAACAUUGAAGGACGUCGCCCCACGUGUGGAAACGCUACGUUCAGCGCUGAUCGAAGUUGAGAACAUAUUGAACUCCCGCCCAUUGACAGACUUACCGGUCGAUCACGAGGAUGAUGAGCCACUUACGCCAAAUCAUUUCCUAUUGGGAUGCGUAAAUUCGACACAGACGCCAUACCCACCAGAAAAUAUAACUUGUUUGCGAAAACAGUGGCAUAUUGCGCAAUCGAUCAAGGACCGCUUAUGGAAACGGUGGAUAAAUGAAUAUCUACCACAACUUGUAUGUCGCAGCAAAUGGCAUGACAACCCAGAAGCAAUUAAAGUAGAUGAUCUGGUCAUUAUAAUGGAUGAAUCCACCCCACGAGAAAAAUGGAAGCGAGGACGAAUUACAAAGUUAUAUCCUGCCAAAGAUGGACAAAUUCGUAAUGUGGACAUAAGAACAGCAACCAGCAGCUUACGUCGUCCGGUGUCAAAACUUAUUAUACUGAAGCUUAAUUGUGAAUCGCGGAGCGAUUCACCAGGAGGGGGGGUGUAA